Molecule: messenger RNA, 2146 nt
Organism: Alligator mississippiensis (American alligator)
Lineage: Eukaryota; Metazoa; Chordata; Crocodylia; Alligatoridae
Product: vitamin D3 hydroxylase-associated protein
Exons: 15
Coding region: 160-2076 (638 amino acids)
Biological process (GO): fatty acid catabolic process
Molecular function (GO): fatty acid amide hydrolase activity; amidase activity
Source: RefSeq, a predicted model, not a curated record
GGCAUCAUCCAAGACCUGAGAAAUGGGCAAGCCGGCUUCAUUCCCAGCUGCUCCGAGCUGGUGGCGAGGGGUGGAGUGAAACAACCCAGCCUCCGUCUUCCUCUCGGUGCCGUGUCCCGCGAGCUCUUGCAGCUGCCCCGCAGCUGAGUGGGUCUCACCAUGAUCCAGGAGAUGCUCACGCAGCUGCUGCCCGAGCUGGAGGUCGAUCCUCGCACCGUCUCCGCCCUGCUCUGUGCCUCGGCGGCAGCUGUCGCAGCGCUGAACUGGAUGCAGAGGAGACGGAUCCAGGAGAAGAUGGAAGAGGCCAGGAGGAUGCGGGACCUCGGCCUGCAGCGCAUGGAGAAGGCCGUUCAGCGGUUCAAGCAGCAGAACCCAGGGGCCGAUCCCAGUCGCAUCCUCUCCCUGCCGCUGGUGGAGCUGGCUGAGAAGCUGAAGGAGGGCUCCCUGUCCGCGGAAAGCGUCCUCUACACCUACGUGGACAAGGCCUUGGCGGCGACCCGGGAGCUGAACUGCCUGCGCCAACUCAUCCCCGAGUGCGAGGAGCAGCUGCGGGACCUGCAGGGACAGAAGGAGAAGGGCUUGUUGCACGGCGUCCCCAUCAGCAUCAAGGACCACAUCAGCUACAAGGGUCACCUCUCCACCUGCGGUUUCGCCCCGUUCCUCGGCCCGCCAGAGCAGGAGGACAGUGUGUUAGUCCAGGUCUUAAAGCGUCAGGGGGCCAUUCCCUUCGCGAUAACCAACAUCCCGCAGUCCCUGUUCAACUACGACUGCAGCAAUGCAAUCUUCGGCCAGACGCUGAAUCCCUGGGACCAUCGCAAGAGCCCCGGGGGCUCCUCCGGAGGGGAGGGAGCGCUGAUCGCCGCAGGAGGGUCCAUCCUGGGCUUUGGGUCCGACCUAGGAGGCAGCAUCCGCCUGCCGUCCAGCUUCUGCGGCCUCUGCGGCCUCAAACCCACAGGCAAGAGGCUCAGCCUCUCCGGAGUGACGAGCCCGGUCCCGGGGCUUCUAUCAGUGACGGGAACGAUCGGGCCCAUGGCGCGGGACGUGGACGGCCUGGCUCUGUGCAUGAGGGCGCUGCUGGGGGAAGACCUGUUCCAGCUGGACCCCACCGUGCCGCCCAUCCCCUUCAAUGAGAAGCUCUUCUGCGCUUCCACCCCCCUUCGGAUCGGGUACUACGAGACCGACGGCUACUUCCUGCUCCCCCCUUGCAUGAGACGGGCCGUGCGGGAGACCAGGGACCUUCUCCAGGAGGCCGGGCACACGCUAGUGCCCUUCGCUCCCCCGCGAGUCGACUACGUGGUCAACGAACUCUUCAUGAGAGGCGUGUUCGCCGAUGGGGGCUCCACGCUCAUGGACCUGUUUGCACAAGACCUUGUGGACCCAGGCUUGAAGCCCCAGGUGAAUUGCUAUCGGAUUCCAAGUUUGGUGAAGAAAACACUGGCGCUGUUGGUUAGGCCUCUGUUCCCACGCCUGGCCUGGCAUCUGGACGCGCUGUGUGGAGUCAGGUCUGAUCCUGCCUGGAGCAGAUGUGAACCCCAGGGCCCUGCCAGUCAACGAUUCUCUGAUCCCAAACGGACGGCGCUGCUCCCACCUCCAGCUGCGCUGCCUUUCCGGCUGCUUGAACCUCAUCUACAUCCCUCUGCUUCGAAUUCCAGGUCAGCCAAGGCGAUGUGGCAGCACCAAGCCUGCGUGCUGGCCUAUCGCACGGAGUUCAUUGCCAAAUGGAAGAAACUCCAGCUGGACGUGGUGCUGUGUCCGGUCCUGGGGCCAGCCUUCACCCUUGGCUAUCCAGGGAAGCUCCUGGCGGCUGUCUCCUCCACCAUGUUGUAUAACACCUUAGACUUCCCCGCUGGGGUUGUGCCAGUCACCACAGUUACGGAGGCUGAUGAAGAAGAGCUGCUACAUCACAGAGGGCACUACGAAGAUGCAUGGGACAGGAGGCUGAGAAAGGCCGUGGAAGGAGCCGUGGGGCUGCCCGUGGCCGUGCAGUGCGUGGCCCUGCCGUGGCAAGAGGAGCUGUGCCUCCGCUUCAUGAAGGAGGUGGAGACGCUGGCCUGUGAGAGGAAGAAAUGCGUGUGACUUCUUGGGGUCUGUGACUGCAAGAAAGCCAGCUGGGUUCCUCAAUGGUCAAUAAAAGAAUUACAAAGCA